Messenger RNA from Caenorhabditis remanei, 423 nucleotides. RefSeq lists its product as uncharacterized. NCBI's taxonomy places the organism in Eukaryota, Metazoa, Nematoda, Chromadorea, Rhabditida, Rhabditidae. The transcript has a single exon. The record is from RefSeq and is a predicted model, not a curated record. Bases 1 to 423 code for a protein of 140 amino acids.
AUGCCUCCUACACCGUCUACAACCCGGAGACCCAUCACCAGACUCAUCACUAGACGCAUCACAACCACUACAACCCCUACAACAACUACUACACUUCCUCCUGCAACCACAAUCAUCACGGAUUCCUCUACGGAUGCCAGCAGCAAUCUCCCAUUGGUCAUUGUGGCAGUCAUCACUAUCCUAGCUUUCAUUGCCAUUGGAAUCUCUCUGUUCUGUUAUUGCAAAAAGAAGAAGGCAGCUGGGAAGAAGGAACCGAUGACUGGAGUGUCCACUGGUAGUAACUCGGCUUCUGGAAUCAGUAGCAAGGGAGCAACUACUCCAAAAAAGUCGGAGUAUGGGAAAGAGGCAGCUCCGGAGAAGUCGAAGAUCAAGACUCCGGAGAAGUCGAAUGUGUCAAAUAUCAAGACAGCGAUGAAUUAUUGA